AUGUUUGGUGGGGAUGCGGUUCCUAGGGUUACCCUUGGAAUCCGAGGUACCAAACCAUCAAUCAAACAAACUCUGCAACUAACUUUAAUGGAAUCUGGAGAGAUCAUUAAUAAAUUCCCUUCACUUCCUCCCUACCCCGAGAUGAUUUUGGAGGCAAUUGAGGCACUGAAUGAAGGGAAUGGUUCGAAUAAAACAUCAAUUUCCAAGUACAUAGAAUCUAGGUACGGUGUGUUGCCCCCUGGCCACAAGGUACUGCUGAAUGUGCACCUUGCAAAAAUGAGGGACGCUGGGGUGCUUGACUUUUGGAAGAAUAACUACACCAAACGUGACCCAAACGCGCCGCCCCGGCGUGGCCGUGGCAGGCCACCCAAGCCCAGGGAGCCUCUGCCUCCUGGUACUGUCUUGUCACCGCCCAGGCCCAGGGGCCGUCCGCCAAAAGGCCCAAAUGACACGCCAAGGCCACCCAAAGCCUUGACUGGUAGUGGCAGGCCAAGAGGCCGGCCCAGGAAGAUGGCCCGGCCCGCUGGAGGACUCGGCAAAGCAUCACCUUCCCCGGUGACGCCCAGUGGGAGGCCUAGAGGCAGGCCUCCAAGAGUGAAGCCCGAAUUGAUAGAAACUAUGCUUAAUAAUAAUAACUAA
Messenger RNA from Sphenostylis stenocarpa, 639 nucleotides. Lineage: Eukaryota; Viridiplantae; Streptophyta; Magnoliopsida; Fabales; Fabaceae. The record is from the annotation of a GenBank genome assembly.